Molecule: messenger RNA, 886 nt
Organism: Neurospora hispaniola
Lineage: Eukaryota; Fungi; Ascomycota; Sordariomycetes; Sordariales; Sordariaceae
Product: CTLH/CRA C-terminal to lish motif domain-containing protein
Exons: 3
Coding region: 82-825 (247 amino acids)
Biological process (GO): proteasome-mediated ubiquitin-dependent protein catabolic process
Cellular component (GO): cytoplasm; nucleus
Molecular function (GO): protein binding
Source: RefSeq, a predicted model, not a curated record
CCACGGGCCGGCUGGUUUGAGCCUCUUUUGACAUCUCGCCCUACCAUCACCACCAUCCAACGCCAUCGGCCAUCACCAAUAAUGGACCUUCACCGCCGAGUACAAUCUCAGACUUCCUCAACUUCAACUGCAACUCCCUCCAAACAUGCUUUUGAAACGAGGGUGGCCGACGUCAAGUCGCCAAAGAGUGACAUCAAUGCUUUGAUCCUCGACUACUUGAUGAUGGAGGGAUAUCCCAAGGCCGCCGAGAAGUUCCAGAAAGAGGCCAACUUGAAGCCCAGGCAGGAAGACCCUACCAUCAAUGCUCGUCAGCAGAUCCAGCACGCCAUCCAUGUUGGAGACAUUCAGAAGGCCAUCUCUGACCUGAAUGAACUCGACCCUGGUAUUCUGGAUAGUGAUCCUCACCUGCACUUUUCCCUGCUUCGGUUGCAGCUUAUUGAGCUCAUCCGCAACGCCAGAGGAUAUGAUCCCUCGGCAGCCAUCAACUUCGCCCAGGAGAAGCUUGCUCCCCGUGCUGCUUCGAACGAGCAGUUCCUGAAGGAGCUCGAGAAGACGAUGGCCUUGCUCAUCUUCCCGGCUGAUAAACUCCAGCCCGACCUGGCCGCGCUCCUCCACUCUGACCUGCGCCGUAACACGGCAGCUCAAGUGAACGAGGUAGUCCUGCAACGACAUACGGAGCGGCGUGAAGCUGCCAUCCGUCAACUUGUUCGCAUGCGUGCAUGGGCCGAGGCAUCGUGUCGGUCCAAGAAGAGAAACCUUCCUGACCGUAUCGAGCUUGGUCUCAACGGGGAUGAUAAUGGGCAUGACCCCAUGGUCACGACUUAAGCCUUGAUGUGCCUUUAGGUUUGGGGUUUGCCUUUUGCUUUUCGGGCUUUUUUUUCUCUUU